This is a messenger RNA of Schistosoma guineensis, 927 nucleotides long. The record is from the annotation of a GenBank genome assembly. Lineage: Eukaryota; Metazoa; Platyhelminthes; Trematoda; Strigeidida; Schistosomatidae.
AUGGGCCUUGUUCUAGCGCUGCAGCAUAGCUAUUCAAACCAAAAGGAUGGGGUUUGUCUUGAGACUUCUCAGCUCUCGUCGGAAUUUGUUGACUUACAUCACUUACCAGCUGAGCUUGCUCUCAAUAUAUUGUCGAGGCUCAAUGCCACUGAUCUAUAUCUAGCAUCUUGUGUUUGGUAUGAUCUUGCUUACGAUGAGGUGUUGUGGAAGAGUUUGUGCAAAGCUUCGUGGCCAUUUUGCUCGGCGUACAAGAAUGGCGUACUUCAGUCUGAUCCGUCAUUCCGUCGAUUGUACCUUAAGCUAGAUGAAGCGCGUUUGACAUUUAAUGCAGACGCCUUUGAAGGUAUGGGGUACAUCUUCAGACAUCGUCUUGUUGACGAUAAUACCGAUGAUCUUGUUAACUUUUUCCACUAUGCUUCCGGAUUAGAUCCAUUCCAGAAGCGUCGAUAUCUGGAAACGAGGCCCCAGGUUCUACGCGGACUGGUGAAUUUAAAAGAUUUCCGGAACUAUUCAUUACCAAAUGCGUUAAGAGGUCUUUUUACUGAACUGCCAGUACAAUCAUCAGAACCUAGCGCGUCAGCUUUCAUUCACCUGUUGGUCGGUCUGUUUUCCGAAAGAUUUACUCAAUGCAAUCCAGAUCUUGGGAUCACACGUGAUGAGAUCUAUUUACUGUGCUUUUCAAUGAUCAUGUUAUCCGUUGAUCUCUGGAGCCCAUCCAUCAAAAAUAAAAUGUCUAAACGUGAAUUUAUUCGCAAUACAAGACAAGUGGCAACCACAACGUCGGAUGAGUUUUUGGGAAACCUAUAUGAUAAUGUGUAUAUUGUUGGGCAUGUCGUACUGAUCGAUUGUUCUGGACCUCCCUUCCGUCAUUCUGAAGUUAAAGCAAUCCUUGUGAGAAAUCAACCUCUGUCAUUACCUGCUUUUUAA